This is a messenger RNA of Eurypyga helias (sunbittern), 2579 nucleotides long. Its product is annotated as DEP domain-containing protein 5-like. The record is from RefSeq and is a predicted model, not a curated record. The annotation marks the transcript as partial. Gene Ontology annotation, biological process: positive regulation of autophagy; negative regulation of TORC1 signaling; cellular response to amino acid starvation. The transcript has 17 exons. Gene Ontology annotation, cellular component: lysosomal membrane; GATOR1 complex. NCBI's taxonomy places the organism in Eukaryota, Metazoa, Chordata, Aves, Eurypygiformes, Eurypygidae. Gene Ontology annotation, molecular function: GTPase activator activity.
GAGAGAUGAGGAAGGAGUGCAGAUGACAGCCCAACAGGUGUUUGAGGAGUUUAUUUGUCAGCGUCUCAUGCAAGGCUAUCAAAUUAUUGUGCAAUCCAAACCGCAGAAACCAGCCGCGACUGUGCCACCCCCGCUCAGCAGCAGUCCCCUCUACAGCCGAGGUCUUGUAUCAAGAAAUCGACCUGAGGAAGAAGAUCAGUACUGGCUGAGCAUGGGCCGUACUUUCCACAAAGUGACGUUAAAAGACAAAAUAAUCACGGUGACUCGAUACCUGCCAAAGUAUCCGUACGAAUCUGCUCAGAUAAACUACACCUACAGCUUGUGCCCCUCACACUCUGACUCUGAAUUUGUCUCUUGCUGGGUUGAAUUUUCCCAUGAGAGACUGGAAGAGUACAAGUGGAAUUACUUGGAUCAGUAUAUCUGCUCUGCUGGCUCUGAGGAUUUCAGCCUUAUUGAGUCCCUGAAAUUUUGGAGGACCCGCUUUCUGCUCCUGCCGGCCUGCAUCAGUGCCACGAAGCGCAUCAUGGAAGGAGAAGUGCACUGCGAUGUGUACGGCGACAAGCCCCGUUCUGAUGAGGAGGAGUGGCAGCUCCUUGAUGGAUUCAUUCGCUUUGUGGAGGGUUUGAACCGCAUUCGUCGGCGCCAUCGAUCUGAUCGAAUGAUUCGAAAAGGGUCUGCCAUGAAAGGCUUGCAGAUUGCUGGUCCAAUUCCCACCCAUUCUCUGGAGCAGUCUGGGCCUCCCAUUGGGAAGAAAGGAACCUCAGCUCUCUCAGCUCUGCUGGAGAUGGAAGCCAGUCAGAAGACACUGGGGGAACAGCAAGCAGCAAUGCUGUCUGGGAAGAGCUCUGGGCAGCCUUCGGAGAGUGGGAGCAUUGCUAUCACACCCACCUUUAUGGACAGCCCUCGUAAGGAUGGGGCCUUCUUUAUGGAUUUUGUCCGCAGCCCACGCACAGCUUCAACCUUCUGCUCGCAGGUCUCGAUAGAUCAGUCAGUUCCCGCAACCUCGGAUGGCAACGCACUGAUAAACGCAGGGCAGUUACCUGACAGGGGCAACACGCAGGCCCUGGGAAGCGCCCAGAAUGCUGCAGAGCCAGGAUGUACCCCAGCCGGUGCUGCGGAGGGCGGCUCUCAGCAGUGUUCAGCAAGCACGCUGACUUCCUCCUCCACCCUGAUAGAGAUUCUCGAAGCCAUGAAGCACCCCACCACAGGGAUCCAGCUGCUCUCGGAACAGAAGGGCCUCUCUCCGUACUGUUUCAUCAGUGCCGAAGUUGUACACUGGCUGGUGAAUAACGUGGAGGGUGUGCAAACCCAAGCCAUGGCGAUUGACAUAAUGCAGAAAAUGCUGGAAGAGCAGCUUAUAGUCCACGCGUCUGGAGAAGCUUUACGAACCUUCAUUUAUGGCUUUUAUUUUUACAAGAUUGUCGUGGACAAAGAACCAGAGCGAGUGGGCAUGCAGCAGCCUGCUCUGUGGCACACAGCUCCGACGGAUGACUUCUCCGCCUUCCAGAGGAAAUGGUUUGAGGUGGCGUUUGUGGCAGAAGAGCUCCUGCACUCGGAAAUCCCCGCGUUUUUCCUGCCCUGGCUGCCCAGCCGCCCAGCCUCCUAUGCAAGUAGGCACAGUUCCUUUAGCCGCAGUUUCGGCGGACGGAGCCAGGCAGCUGCACUAUUAGCUGCCACAGUGCCUGAGCAACGGACAGUGACCCUUGAUGUGGAUGUGAAUAACCGCACCGACCGUCUGGAGUGGUGCAGUUGUUACUACCACGGCAAUUUCUCCCUGAAUGCUGCCUUUGAAAUCAAGUUGCACUGGAUGGCAGUGACUGCAGCUGUUCUUUUCGAGAUGGUCCAGGGUUGGCAUCGGAAAGCCACGUCCUGUGGUUUUUUGCUAGUUCCGGUGUUGGAAGGCCCGUUUGCUUUGCCCAGUUACUUGUACGGAGACCCACUUCGAGCUCAGUUGUUCAUCCCGCUCAACGUUAGCUGCUUGUUGAAGGAGGGCAGUGAGCAUCUGUUUGAUGGCUUCGAACCAGAAACAUACUGGGAUCGGAUGCAUCUCCUGCAGGAAGCAAUAGCAUACAGAUUUGGAUUUGUGCAAGAUAAAUACUCGGCCUCUGCAUUCAACUUCCCAGCUGAGAACAAGCCCCAGUAUAUCCAUGUCACAGGGACAGUGUUCUUGCAGCUACCCUAUUCCAAGCGGAAAUUUUCUUGCGGGCAGCAGCGACGCCGGCGCAACUCCACCAGCUCUACCAACCAGAACAUGUUUUGUGAAGAGCGCGUUGGCUACAACUGGGCCUACAACACCAUGCUGACGAAAACGUGGCGGUCCAGCGCCACCGGGGAUGAGAAGUUUGCUGAUCGGUUGCUGAAAGACUUCACGGACUUUUGCUGGAACAAAGAUAGCCGGCUUGUUUUGUUCUGGACUGACUGCCUAGAUAAGAUGCACGCCAGUGCUCCGUGAACGGGGUUGUAUCUCGUAGGGAGGCAGCUGGAAGCUUUACCUUGUGGCAGGGAAGUAGAGGUGAAGGUUGACUGGAAAAGAGCCUCUCUGUUGGAUUCAUCUUGAGGCUCCAAGCAGACCUGGUCAA